This is a messenger RNA of Austrofundulus limnaeus, 5156 nucleotides long. RefSeq names its product deltex 4, E3 ubiquitin ligase b (gene dtx4b). Gene Ontology annotation, biological process: Notch signaling pathway; protein ubiquitination. Gene Ontology annotation, molecular function: zinc ion binding. Lineage: Eukaryota; Metazoa; Chordata; Actinopteri; Cyprinodontiformes; Rivulidae. The record is from RefSeq and is a predicted model, not a curated record. The coding region runs from base 545 to 2779 and encodes 744 amino acids. The transcript has 13 exons.
ACAAAGUGAACAUGGACGCGACAGGACAGCGCUUAUCUUCUAAUCCACAGGGAUUAUUUCUCUCUAAUUGAUUGUGUUUUUCAUAUAAUUAAAAAAGAAGGGUUUGUCUGUGUGUGUGUGUGUUGGGGGUAGAACAGGGGGCACGGAGCCAUGGUGGAACCGGAGGGGUGAGAUCUAAUCCCGGAUCCAGUUCAUGAAGGAGUUGGUUAAAGUUUGUUCCAGAAGUCUUGGACUGGGAGGCGGGACGCAKAAGUCCCAUAACAGACCGGUUGUUGGUGCGCUCGGACCCGGCUGAGCAGCUUGACGGCAGCGCGGAGGUUUCCUCUCAAGAGAGGGGAAAAAAGGCUGACUUUUAACGACUUGUCUCCGGAGACCGAGCGGGAAGACACGGAGCACCAGGCCGGCUGUUGGACCGUCGCAUCGCGGUGGGAAAGCGGCUGUAGCAGAGCGGGGSACCGUGGUUUCCUUCGCCCGGCGGCCAUGCGAGGAGCUCGGGUCUUUGUGGAGGAAUGUGCCGCCUGCCCCCGGCGUUAGCUGCGGCUCCAUGGCCACCAGUAACAACAUGCUCCUGGCCUCCGCCGUGGUGGUGUGGGAAUGGCUGAACGAACACGGCCGGUGGCGGCCUUACAGCCCCGCCGUCUCCCACCAGAUAGAGGCGGCCAUCCGGAGCAGCGACCCCCGCGGAGGGAGCGUGGUCCUCGGCCAGGUCGACAGCAGGCUCUCGCCCUACAUCAUAGACCUCCAGUCCAUGCACCAGUUCCGGCAGGACACAGGAACCAUCCGUCCGGUCCGGAGGAGCUUCUACGACCCCGCCUCGGCCCCGGCUCAGGGCUGGCAGUGGGAGUGGGAGAACGACGCCGGCACCUGGACGCCRUACGACAUGGAGGUGGCCAUCGCCAUCGAGAGCGGCCACGGCCACCAGCAGACCUGCCUGGACCUGACGCCGCUCGGCUUCUGCUACCUCAUCGACUUUAAGAACAUGACGCAGGUGAACAGACAGAGCCAGAGGUGUCGCAGGAUCCAGCGGCGUGCCGACCUGACCUACCCGCUGGUGUCUGGGCCCCUCCCUCUACYCAAAGGAGGAGGGCUCGGAGGAGUCGGGGGGCUAACGGGGGCUCUGCUGGGUGUAGGGGUUUCAGGGUCCAGCAURGGAGUUGGAGGUCCCGUCACAUCUAACGGGACUGUACCGGUUCCUGGUCUGGGCCAGCCCUGCUCCUGUCAGCAGUGCCUGCUGGUCCUGAGUGUGAAGAGCAGUAUGGGAGGGGGAGGGGCCAUACAGACGCUGAGUCGGCGCUCGUUAACCAUGCAGCGACCCAAGAACUCUGCAGCCCCCGCCUCCAAGCCCUUGAGCCCGUCUAAGUCCGCCACGCUGGGCCGGGGUCAGCAGCCGAACCUCAGCUACUACCAGACGCUGCCGCACGGCCUCGCCAUCARCAAAAACACGGCCUCGCCACGACAGAACGCCCAGCUCUUCGCCCAGUCGCUCGUCGCCCUCACCGCCGCCACCUCCUCCAUGGGCAUMGCCUCCAGCAGACCGCCUCCCCCGUCUCUGCCGCCACCCCAGCCCCCUUCCUCUGCCCCGCCCGCCGUGCCCCCCAAACUCUCCUCGUCCAGCGCCGGCGAACCCGUGCCCACCGCCAUGCUGAUCACCCCGGCCAGCGGUGUCACCACGCCCCCCUCGCCGGUGCCGUCGCCRUCCUCCACGGUGAUGUGGCCGCAGCGCGCCCCGCCCUCGGCCACGACGACRGUGUGCCACGCCCCGCUGCCGCAGCGCUCCAGCCUAGCCGGGCUGAGCCGGCCGGCGCUGCAGAGGAUCGCCAUGGCCCAGUCCAGAGCACUGAUCGCUUCAGGUGUUCCCACRGUUCCGGUGAAAAACCUGAACGGAUCCAGUCCAGUCCACCCGGCUCUGGCUGGGAUCACUGGAAUCCUGAUGAGUGCUGCUGCUCUGCCCGUGUGUCUGACCCGGCCUCCGAAACUAGUCCUGCACCCCCCACCYGUCAGCAAGAGCGACAUCAAACCGGUGCCCGGCUUCAGCCACUGCUGCAGGAAAACUACCAAGAAACAGGCUCGGAAAGGUAAAACUCCAGAGGAGGUGGUGAAGAAGUACCUGCAGAAAGUAAAAAGUCCACCGGAGGAGGACUGCACCAUCUGCAUGGAGCCUUUGGGGGGGCCGUCUGGUUAUAAAGGUCCAGGUGUGGGUCCGGUUUCYAAGGCGGAGUCAGUGGGUCGGUUAGCCCAGUGUGGACAUCAGUACCACUUCCAGUGCCUAGUGGCCAUGUAUAAUAAUGGCAACAAGGAUGGCAGUCUCCAGUGUCCCACCUGUAAAACCAUCUACGGCGUGAAGACGGGCAACCAGCCAGCAGGGAAGAUGGAGUACCACGUCAUCCCCCACUCUCUGCCRGGUCACCCCGACUGCAAAACCAUCCGCAUCAUCUACAACAUCCCACCUGGGAUUCAGGGACCAGAACAUCUGAACCCAGGGAAGCCCUUCACUGCCAGAGGCUUCCCAAGACACUGCUACCUCCCAGACAGCGAGAAAGGACGCAAGGUUCUGAGACUGCUCCUGGUGGCGUGGGACCGCAGGCUGAUCUUCUCAGUCGGUACUUCGAGCACCACAGGAGAGUCGGACACGGUCAUCUGGAACGAGGUUCAUCAUAAAACCGAGUUUGGCUCCAACCUAACGGGCCACGGCUUCCCCGACCCGGGACACCUGGACAACGUCCUGGAGGAGCUGCGYGCUCAGGGCAUCACAGAGGAAGAUGCACUGGUAGAAAAGUGAGACACCUGAAGGGACUCGCAGAGGAAGAGGUCCUGGACUGAGGAGACACCCUGCCAGCACUUAGAUCUGGUGCCAGAGGCUUGUUUUUGCAGAGCUAACCACUCUCAGAGAUGAUAACCGUCAGCGCUGGCUUCGCCUUUCGAUGCAAGUUUGUUCAGACGUCAGUUUUUCAAACCACCAGAGGAGGAAGAGGAGGAGGAGUUUGUAGUUUUAGCUACGAAAAAAUAUAAAUAAAAAUGAGUGAGAAUGAGUUGGUACUAACAUCCAGAAUGAAAACAAGUUAACUUUACUGAGAGAGAGUUAAAGAUGGAAGAAAAGCAGCCAAAUAAUGUGAGGAUUAAAGAGAAGUGAUGAAGGAAGAGGAGGAGGAGUGAAGAAGGUGAACGGAUGUAGUUUAGGAUAGAAGCGCAGUAAAAAUAACUUGUCUGGUACUUUUUCAGGUUCUGGUUGUCCCAUCUUUGUUCUGCUCACCUGCCUGUUUGUGGUGCUUCUGCGCCCUCCGGUGGCACUUCUGAGGUGCUGCAGUUCAAAUCAAAUACUGUUAGGUUUUUGUGUGUGUGUGUGUGUUUUUACUAUAAUCCUCAUUUAGCAUCGUUUAAUUUCUUACCUCCCACCGUUGGUUUAAAAAUGGUUGAACUCGAGCUAGUUAUGGUUUUAUGUGAAAUGCCAAAAAAGCCAAACCAGGACUUUGGGUCAGAACUGAGUCGUGUUAUUGAGCCACUGUGGUACACGUUCGCUCCGUUUAAAAGCACUUCACUGUGUUUCACAAACAUUUCAGAACAAACGGGUCRUUUCUUUCUGAUCUUAUUCAGUCUGUGAUGUUCUGCCUUUAUCUCGAAUAGAAACCAGGUCAGACAAGAGGAAACUGAAUAAAUGAUCUGAUCAAGUUUAAAGUCAGAACACAAAACUGCAUUUUUAAUCUCCUAAUUAGAAAAAAGUUAGUUUUUAACUCUUUGGAGUUGACAAAGUGAAAACAGUACGAGAUAUUAAAGGUACUUCUUUAAAACUUGUAUUUAGAUAAAAAUGUCACAAACCAGUAGCUCAAACUUUCAAGUUACUGACAAAAAAAUCUAAGUUUCCUGCAGCAUUUGAACACACCAUCAUGCUGCGUUUAAUGUCAGCAGGAUUUUUAUGUUUUCGUGUUCAGGAGAGUUUGCUGAUAAUUUGUUGAAUGAAAUGUUCGAGUCUUUUUCCUCUUAACAUCUGAGGAGCAGGGUUCAAAUGGUAUCUGCAGAGGAUUGUGGGUAAUGUAGUGUUAAACCCCAUCUGCCUUUCUGAACUCAACGAUUCUGGUGAGUUUUACCUGAAACAGGUACGUGGAGCUUCUGAACUCUUAUAGAUGCACUUUUUUUAAGACAAAAUAUUMCAGAGAGACAGAGAGUGGGAAAAUUUUAGGUACUUUUAUUAAACGACUCAGUUUUUGUGUUUCUACGUCUUUAUUUUUUUUCUACCUCUGCUCUGCUGGGUUUCUAAAGCAACCUGAAUUGUGACCUGUGUGUUCGGAGGAGUCAUUCCAUUAUUAAGGGGUUAUUUUGGUAAGUUUUAUCAGAAUGACAUCAUCCUUUUACCAGAUUGUGAAACUUUCUCYACGUUUUGAUGGAGAAAAACACCUUUUUUAAAUAGCAUUUUUCUUAACACAAUUAUAGAAUUGUUUUGUUUUUGUUUGUUUUUUCACCCCACAUUUUGUACAUUUAUGUUGUAUUAAUUACACCCAUUUUCAAGUAUGUUUACAAAGACAGUAUUAUUAAAUACAGUGUCUUGUUUUCUUUUGGUACAGAAUUAAAGCUAACGUUCAUCUUUUCUUUGGAAAAGGAAUUUCAUGGUAGACUUUUCUCUAAGUGUGAUUUUCUUAACUGAAAGUCAAAGUCUUGUAUUUUUAUUGUUGUGUAAGGUAAAAGGAUGCUUCUUUUUCUUUGUCUACAUAUCACCUGUUCCUGAUGCUGUUCUGCCCAGAAAGUUUCACGAAUAUUGUGAUGCUGAAAGUUUUUGCAGCAGAUUUUUACGGUAAAAUGUUUUUUUUUUUUUGUUAAACUUUAACAGAAUCAGCUUGUGUCAGACGUUUUGUUAUUGCASCAUAAAAUACUUGUACACAUUUUUACUCACUCUCCAUCAGCUGAUUUGAACACUGUGCAGCGUCUGAGGCUGCGAUCGAGACUGUUUCCAAAUGUUGGUUUGUUUUUCCAGCACGGUUUCUCGUCCCCACUGAAGGCACUGUCGCCUUUAAAGGUGAUUUGUUGCUCUUCAGGAGAAAAUGUGAUCGUAGGUGCUAGUGUACAAGCAUGGAAACCUAAUAAGCAAACGUGUAAAUAUGGCAAAAAUAAUUGCUGGAGUAUAAWUGAUUAAAACAGGGAAAAUAAAAAUAAAGAAUGAAACUGGA